GCGCCAUUGGUCGCGGCUGCUGCCAUCCGGAAGUAGUUGCAGCGGUCAGUCCCGCCCUCUUUCUCUUUCUCUGAGCAGGUGGCGGCGGCGGCAGCAGCAUCUGCAGCGAUGGCCAAGAUCAAGGCUCGGGACCUUCGCGGCAAGAAGAAGGAGGAGCUGCUGAAACAGUUGGACGACCUGAAGGUGGAGCUGUCCCAGCUGCGCGUCGCCAAGGUGACAGGCGGCGCGGCGUCCAAGCUCUCCAAGAUCCGAGUUGUCCGGAAAUCCAUUGCCCGUGUUCUUACCGUCAUUAACCAGACUCAGAAAGAGAACCUCAGGAAGUUCUACAAGGGCAAGAAGUACAAGCCCCUAGAUCUGCGGCCCAAGAAAACACGUGCCAUGCGCCGUAGGCUUAACAAGCACGAGGAGAACCUGAAGACCAAAAAACAGCAGCGGAAGGAGCGGCUGUACCCACUCAGAAAGUAUGCAGUCAAGGCAUGAGAAUGAUGGUGUUAAUAAAACACAAACUGACUGA
Molecule: messenger RNA, 514 nt
Organism: Choloepus didactylus (southern two-toed sloth)
Lineage: Eukaryota; Metazoa; Chordata; Mammalia; Pilosa; Megalonychidae
Gene: RPL35
Product: ribosomal protein L35
Exons: 4
Coding region: 109-480 (123 amino acids)
Biological process (GO): translation; maturation of LSU-rRNA from tricistronic rRNA transcript (SSU-rRNA, 5.8S rRNA, LSU-rRNA)
Cellular component (GO): ribosome; cytosolic large ribosomal subunit
Molecular function (GO): structural constituent of ribosome; mRNA binding
Source: RefSeq, a predicted model, not a curated record